AUGUAUGAUCACCAUGGAAAUCUGCUGUCACAUUUUCAAAUUCCUGAUGUCGUGCUUGAUCAAAAGGCUUUACUUACUGAAAAUAUGAAUAAGAAUCUGGUGGAUUUAGUACGUUGGUUUCCUCUUGAAAAAGGAUUAUCAGUGGAUAACAAAACGAAUAUUCGUCUACAUCCACUAAUCUAUGCUAAUCCAAUUGUUCUGACAGCAACAAUCAGUCAAUCAAGUGUGGAUGAUACAAACUUCCCAUAUACAAAUUUACUGCAUAUUCCAUUAAAUUUCAUCUCUUAUCCAUAUGAUUCAACAGGACAGAAUGAAUCAUCCUCUGGAGUAUUGAUAGCAGCUAUCGUCAAUAUACCUCGUUGUGUUUUAUUAUUUCACUCAUCAUCGACUGAAUUUAAUUCAUGUGUACCGUAUCUUAAAGUGUUAGAAAUUGAUUGGUUAUCCUCCAAAAUGGCUCCGUAUAUUUUUUCAUCACCAACACUAAAGGCUAAUCUAGUAGAAGAGACUCAUGUAAAGGAUCAUACACAAAUCAAUAGUUAUUCCAGUUUUAUCACUACUUUGAGUGGAAAUCUACACAUUAUUAAAAUAUCACUAUUAACUGGAAAGAAGAAAAUUUCCCAUAAAGAUGAUGAUGGUAAUGAUGCUGUUUCUGUCUUGUAUUCUAUGCAUAUAUCUCCAAUGACAUUAUCAUGUAUACCAGCACCGUGUCCUUCAGAGAAGACUAACCGCAGUAUAUUUCAGUCCAACAAUAUGCCACGCUCUUGCUGUCUCUUGUUAGAUACUCAUUCUUGUCUACGCCUUGUUCAUAUUUUACCAAUAAAAAGUUAUUAUUAUCGUCAUCCUCGUAUCUAUUGGACUUACUGUCCUAUAGUAUCAUUAUCAGCAGCAGGUGAGCAUGGUGAACAAACUAGUCAGGUGAAAAUUGUUCCUGGUUGUAAGGAAAUACGAAAUUGUCCACCAUGGUGUGUUUAUUCAACACCAGAUGGUUAUGCACAUGCUGUUGACAUUGAGACAGGUUUAUCAGCUCCAGGAUAUCCUAUUCAAUUACGCACUACAGUUCCUAAUGUUACAGACCUUUCUAUAAGCACAGGAGUAUUAUAUCAGAGAGAGGAUUCAACAUAUUGGAUGCUUUUUACUGAUGUUCAUGGAAAUUUAAUCCAUCUACGAUUGCAUAAUCCAUUAGUGAUAUUUCAUUAUGAUGAUUUACUGCAACGUCAUCAUUCCACAUCAAACCGGUCAUCAUUACCUUUACAAUUAAUACCUGUUGUAUUGAAGUCAUCGAAAUUGCCAGCAUACCUUUUAUUAUCAAGUCAAGGUGUAUUAUUUUUGAAAAGUAAAUUUUUCCAAGAUCCAAUUAUUCCAACAUCAUUAUUAGCUUAUUCAAAAUCUAUCGACAAAACGCUUGACAGUUAUAUUGACAAUCAAAUGAAUCCUUUUCAAUUUAUUAGCGUUGAGUUUGUAAAUGAUCACUUUGAACCAAUAAAUUCUAUCAUACUGGAUGAAAAUAAAAAAACAAUUAACUAUUUGAUAAAAGAUUGUUCCUUUCAUUCAACCAUCCUUAAUGAAUCUCGAUUGGCUAAACGAUUUCUGGUUAGAUUAAUAACCUCAUUUGGUGUACCAAUAUCACAAUGGUCAAAUGUAUAUGUGACACCUCAUAGUGGAAUACAAAGAUGUGGUAAUUGUGAUUGUUCAACAGGAUUCUUGUCAGUUGAUAGUCUACCUCUUGGUCCAUAUCGUGGUGAAUUAUACUUAUCAGUGAUUGAUUCAACUAAUGGUUAUUUUAUAAGAAAUUAUCGAAUACUAUCAUCUGAUUGUAUAGAGAUUUCAGCACAUACUAUCUUAGAAAUUGGAGUAUAUCAAACAGAAUUAAUAAUAAGUUUAAUUUAUUUGCCUGGAGUUUAUUUAAUCCUUGGAUUAAAGAUUAUGCAUUGGUUCUCUACUAAGAAACAAAUACAAUAUACAAUACAAAAGACAAUAGUAUAG
This is a messenger RNA of Heterobilharzia americana, 1983 nucleotides long. The record is from the annotation of a GenBank genome assembly. NCBI's taxonomy places the organism in Eukaryota, Metazoa, Platyhelminthes, Trematoda, Strigeidida, Schistosomatidae.